UCUACCAGACGUAUCGUCCUCAUUGCUCCACUGGAAAAGCAUUUUGUGCAUUUAAUUUCUAUUUCUCUAACCUUUUCCUUACGGAUCAAUCAUUGCGCAGCGGUAUUCUCUUAAAAUCAAGAACAAUCUUAUUGAAUAAAGAACGCAUUCUGCAUCCUGGCACAUGCUUUGUACAAUGGAAUAUCAUUCUUGGGAUUGAUGCUCAGAAAUAAUUCUGUAAUUGGAUGGAGUGCUUCGCCAUGGAGAAUGACAGGACUUACAUGUCGACAUGGCAACUAAGGAGCACACCGUAGCCAUAGCCUUCCAUUAAGAGUGCUGCUGGCGUCGCUGCCGCUUGUAAGAAGAAGCGCUGAGAUCCGAGCGCGGUGUGUGUUGGACACAGUGGCUCCCCCGCAGGCGGUUUGGUGACACUACAGGGCUGUGCCAGCAGGGGGCCUGUAGACGGCACUGCAGCCAUCAGUGAAUGGCCACAAGCCCAGAUUACUACAGCACUUAUGAACACAGCCCGGAGGUAAGCAACCAAUCAGGAGCCAGCGAGAACCGCGAGGUCACACAGCAGACUCGUGCCAUGGAGGUCAAGGCUGACCUGAUCACGAACCACAACCUGGGCCAGGCGGGGCAGGACACUAAGCAGCGAGCGGAGCGUAUCUCGGAGCUGCAGGAGAGGAGACGCGGUCUGCAGACGCUUCUCAACACCCGUCUGGCCGAGCUGAAGAGAGUCUGCCUGCAGGAAGCGGAGCUGAUUGGAGAGGUGCCCGCUGAGUUUCCUCUGGAGGCGGGAGAGAGGCCCCCCUUCGUACGCCGCAGAGGAGGCUCCUCUCGCCACGGACACAAACACACACACGCAGCGACCAAGGGAGAGGAGGACGAGGCCAACCAGCGCAAGCUGAAGAAAACACUGUUCAGUGGCACCCUCCGCAGGCACGACUCGGAACCACAGCCGCCACAAAGCAAGAGGACUGUACACCGAGGAUGCCACACAGAUAACUCGGUGAGGUCAGAAAGUAGCUCCACGUCGGACUCCAUGGCACAGGACAAUGAUGAGGUGUUUUCUCCCGAUGGCGUGUCCCCGUCGCGUCCCCGCGUGGCCCACGAGAGCCCCGACAGCCGGUUCUGUCGCAAGCUCUCCCCCGUGGAGAUCUACUAUGAGAUGCGCACGCGACGCAACUCCCUGGCCAGCUCCGCCAGCCCCAGUCGUUCCCUCCCCAGGAGUGUGUCCAACCUGGAGGGUAGAAGCGUCCCAGCCACUCCUCUCCUGGCUCGCACCGGGCCCGGCCCCAUCACGGCACACAUCAGGUCAGAGGUAUCCAAGCAGCAGUGGUCAGACAAUCCCGAUGCUCCCAAUCAUCACCAGCAGGUGGCGCUGCAGCCUCUGCAGUCCCAUGACGGCGGCUCAUCCUCGUCCUCCCAGCCGGGCUCCCUGGAGCAACAGGGCGGCGGAUCCAGCAGCAGCAGCAGCAGCAACCAGACGCGCCGCAGCAACAGCUCCGAGGCCCUGCUCGACCGCACCGUAUGCAUGGACAACACCAACAACAACAGUGGAAGUGGCGGCAAUGGCGGCGGCGGUGGUGGUGGAGGAGGUCAGAGAAACGGGAUGCCCGUGAGGGGAGGUCCUUACAAGAGCUCGGAGGCGCUGACCGACGGACGUCUGAGACAGGCGCAGAGGGGAAGCCCAGACAGGCUGCCCAGCAACGGAGGAGGAGGACACCCCCUAGGAGGGGACCCCCCUGCUGCUAACCGCACGUCCGUCGGAGGAGGAGGAGGGGGUCGCGCGGGUGCCGGGAACUACAGCGAGAUCCUGCUGGACUACGUAUGGGGGAAACAGCAGCAGCAGCAACAGCAGAAGAUGCAGCAGCAGCAGCAGCAGCAGCAGAGGAUGCAGCCUCUCGUCAACGGCAAAGCCAGGCCCCGGCCAGAGGGCUCCUCAGGACCACCCCCACCACCACACCCCCUGCCCUCCCACUACCACAACGGCUACCCCCAUCCCCCUCCUCCUCCUAUGCUCACAUCCUCCUCCAACACCUCCUCCUCCUCCUCUCAGUCCCAGCAGCAGCAGCCUCCGCACCUCUCAGGCGGCCCGCCGGCUUACAGCCCUCACAUGCUGCGCGGCAAGCCUGGCGAGCCGCGGCGGGUCAAGGUGUCGCGCACCAAGUCCUGCGGGCCCUUCAUCCCACUGCAGCAGCACCAGCAGGAGAGCAACAUCCUGCUGUCGGCGUACCCCGGGGGGGAGAACAACCACCCGCCCCCCGCCAACCUCAACGGCUUGUCCCCUGCCGCUCUGCCGUACCCACAGCACCAGCAUGGCGGCGACCAGGCUCCUGGGUCGCAGAACGUGCACAGGUCCCAGCACCAGCACCAGCAUCAGCACCAGCACAGUACAGACUCCACUGCCUCCACACCAGACGACGCCACCCGCAGCCUCCACAAGGCGCUGGCUCUGGAAGGCCUGCGAGACUGGUACCUGCGCAACACCCUGGGUCACCCACCUGGGACCACGAUGGGCGGCAGCAACAACAAUAACGCCUCGAAGAACCAGGAGGGGGCGCCACAGAACUUGAGGCGGAGGACCACCAACUCGAUGCACGGCUGCCACGGGUCUUCUUCUUCUUCCCAGCAACAACACCCGCCUCUCACCCACCAGCCAAAGUCGUUCCAGGGGGGCGACGCUCCCGCCGUGCCCCACUAUAACCAGUGCCACGGCGGCUCGCAGCUGCCACAUUCGCAGACCUUCCACGGGCACCCGCUUCACGGCAGGUCAGUGGACCUAUCUCUGUACCAGGACUCCUUCCCCUCCAAGAUGCAGGAGCUGAACCUGAAAGAACCCAGUGUGGAGCGGCCCAGCCCGGGCACGUUGGUCUGACAUCUGUGGAGUGCAUAAUAUAUGCACAUCCAAAACAAAAACUAAAGCACAGACAGUAUUUAACUACUGCGUUGACAGUACAGUAACUGGCAGUUGACUGACCGGAAUGAGCCCUUUUGGAGAGCACUGAGCCUCCUGGACAUUCUCAAACGGACUGAGAGGGAAGGACAAUGUGGAGCUUUUGAACAGUAAUAUUUACUCGCAUCACAUUCCCUGAAACAGCACUGAAACUGUCUAUCGGAAAAACAAACAAACUUGCUGGCCAUGUUACAGUUUCCUUAAUCAGGGGAACUGAAAUUAUCUUAAAGUUUAUAAGCCAACUGCUACUAGUUUCGCAGUUUUAACACCAGAGUCAGAGUACUUAAGAGAUUCCACCUAAACGUCUAUCAAGAGUAAGAGAUUUUUUAGUGCAAAGAGUGUAAGAUAAUGAUUCACUCAGUCCAGACUUGGGCCUUUAUCUCAGUAUUAAAACACUAUAGUUAAAAAGAAAUGACAUUACACUAAUAACGUUAUUGUAUUCAAAAGGCACUACUGCCAAACCUGCAGCCACUGAAAUACUUGCGAGUAUUUUUUGCAAUCAUUUUUUAUAUAUCUAAACUAAGUAAUGCACCCACACUUCUCAGGCAGAUGAUUCUAUCCCUAUUUUUGAAUAUAGUAUCGAUAUUUGCUGGCAAACAUUUGAAUGACAGCUUGCCAGUAUUAAAUAAAUAAUAUUAUAAAGCAAUAUUAUUAUUGUGACAAAAUGUAUUGAAUACCAAAAACCACUAAAUGCAUAAUGCAUAUCCUGGCUUAUAUUGUGGAUUUGUAAUAUAAAUAUACAUUGGUAUGAAUGUAGAAUGAUGAGCAACGUCAUGGAUUCAUCUAAAUUCAAUAGUGUUAAAGCAGUCAAACGGAUGACCUAUAUAUUGCCUUGGGUGGCAUAUGGUAAUGAAAAGGUUGAAUGCAUUAAUAUAUCAUUUUUGCCAGUUUUUCCUCCAUCUUUCUGCAGAAAUGUUAUGUAAGGUUACUAUAUGGAGACUGUUGUGACUGUGUACACCACAUGCCAUGCAGGCAACAUGUUUUAAUAGGCUAUAUCAGAUUAUUAAUGAUAGGGUCAAGUUGAUCUGUGGCUCCAGAUCUCUAUAUUGGUGUGCAUAUGCAAUACAAGCUUGGCCUUGCCUGCCUUACAUAACUCUCUCUUCUGGCCUCAGGCAGUCGAGCAGUAUUACCACCUGUAUCACACAACAGCAGGAAAGAGGACACUUGUGCCAAAUUAGGAACUUUGUUUUGUGAUUUCCAGUAUUCCCCCGUGUUUAAUUUAUUACUCAUUUAGCAGCCAUUUUGAGAAAUGAACUUUGAGUGAACAACGAAUUUGUAGAAUUAGGGAAAUGAUUGUUUCCCUUGCCUUUGUAGAUAAUGGAAGAGAAUAUAAUGUGAACAGCCCCCUGAAUGCGCUUCAAGGAUAUUUGUUUCGUAUUAUUUUUUUGUUUGUUGUUUGUUUUUUUGCUAAGUCAUCAGUGAUUGUGUUUUGAAACUCAAAGUGCUCAUUACGUUCUGGUUUAUUUAUUCUCAUGUGGUAAUAGGUAACCCACCCGUGAAUUUCUAAUCGGGAGAAAUUAGUGUUUGGAAGAACACUACCAACAUUGACCACUAGAGGGAGAUAUUUCUCAGUUUACUGUACAUACAGCACGCCCCCAAGAAACCCACAAACCAGCCCUGUUUGAUAACCCGAGGACAGUGCAAAGCCUGAAUGGGUACAAACACAUGUGGCCAAGAAGCAGAAAAUGGAUGCAGCGAAAAAAAAUGUAUUUGCCUGACAAUGAUUUCCCCUGCUGCUGUGUCACUCCAAUGUGACUGUUCUUGCUUUGUGUACCACAAGGAUAACCAUCAUGCCAUUGGAAUGUCCAAUACGUGGGUAAGGGCUUUUGUCACUGUCAAGUGUCAGUUUCAUUUCUAAUUCAUCUCUCUGUUUUAUUUUUUUCCCCACUGUGUUCACAUUUCAAUCUCAAAUGUAUGUGGUGUGUCUGUGUGUCUGUUUUAAUAAACCACAGUGUGAACGCUAUACCAUGUCAGGAUGCCAGCUGUCAACCAUUGUGCCUAUCAGCUUCACUUCACCUAGUGGAAAUGUCCAUAUGUCUUGGCAUUGGGAAAUGCAUACGGCAGAGAAACUGUGUGUGGGAACUCACGUAUUGUGUUAUUGCAUCAUUCAUGUGUAUUUCUGUUCUUUUUUUAUUAGGGGAUUUCUUGACGGUGUAAACAGGGAUGGGGUAACGAUUGUAUUGGCUGCCGUGGUGCUGAAACAACUGCAAAUUAUCCGGAUUGCUGGCAAAUCCACUGUAGAUAAUGAUCUUCUAUCUGUAAUACCUAGUGAGUCGCUCUCUCCUUUGAACUUCUUCCUUCCCUCUAGCUGUUUGCAUGCCGGUACAGUACAUGUGCCCUUUCUGAACACCACCGUAGUUGUUUUUUAUGGAACGGAAAAACCUCAUCAGUGCCCCACACAGUCUGUCUAACCCCAAACUGAGCCGUAGCCUUUCUUCAUCAACGUCCCCCAUGGAUAACCAGUUAUGCCAUGGGGAAAAGAUACGUAGAUAAGAAAACGUGCUUGGCUAUACAAAUAUGAUAUGUGGAACAAAAUGUGCCAUAUACUGUAAGUAAGCACUCAUACUGUACACGUUUCAUGUACUGCAACAUGGAAGGUGUAUGUGUGCCUUACUUGCGCGUUUCAUAGAGAUCUUUUUUCCGAUGGGACCCCUCUGAUAACCACAGUAGAGCUGGAAUUACCUUCCACGCAGUGAUCUUUACAGUGUUAAUUCAACAUUAGGACCAACUAACAGAGUGCUAAAUUCAACCCUCUAUGUGUUCAAGUAGCGCUGCAUCACUCACUGUGCAGUCAGCCUCCACCUUCUUGCACCGUGUGCAAGAGGAAUCCACGUUCUUUGGUGAACAUUGGAGUGCUGCAGACUUGCUAGUGUCCGGUUGUUGCUUUAUCCUCCUGGUCACCACCAGAUGCUGCCGUGCUUGUCUCAGGACUACCGUUAUGCUGCUGGGGGUUGGUUGUCUUCUAUUGGGGUACCAGAGUCUACUCUCUCCUGUGGGACUCAUGUAGUUAGACAAGGUCUUAGUAUCCCUUCUCCAAGACAUCCUCUGGUUUCCCCUUCCUCUGUGCCUGAAAACUCACAGGACGUCUCACAUCACAAACAUGUGAGAGGACGAGGAGGGAGGAGAGUAAAAAAAAAAAAAAAAGACGCAGUGUUAUUGAUGCCUGGUUUUACCAGACCAAGUAAUUCAAAAGGAAUGGUCUGGCCUGUCAGGCUAACAAACCUCUAGGGUGUAUCUGACCCCAGAGUACUCUCUAAGUGUUGAAUUAACUCUUUUUUUUACUGUGAGGAGGGAGGCAAGAUGCUGUAGUUGAAGUUGGUCUGCACAUGGUUCUUCUUUUCCUCCAUUGGAGAAGAGAGGACAUGGAGGCCCGAGACUGAAGGCCAGAGGAAACAACUGGAGCAUAGAUAUUGAGAUGGCCUCAUACACAGUAAAAAUGUCAGUGUUAAUAUGACUUUCAAAGAACUCCAUUGAGAUCAUGUUUGAUCCCACUCAAAAAUAGUCCUUGUCAAAAAUUAGUCAGUGUAACAUUUUCAUUUCAUUUUACUCAAUAUUGUGUGAACAUAAAAAAAGCUGUAGAGUUGAAAUCAUAUCACUUGCAGAAUUGUUUACCCUGACAUUUGACACCAUGAUACAGUAAUUUGACUCCCCACAGUGUUGUAUAGGCUCUAUCUGGAUAAAUUUACACUGAAACAUUGACGCCACAUGUUUUUUACUGUGCAGUUGUGGCAGGGGAAGAGAGGUUGACAGAAUUUCAAUCCUCUGUCAUGUUGUGUAUUGCACUGAUGUGCCUCCCCAAGGGAGGUGUUGUGAGGGAGACUUGUGUGUUUUUGAAAGCACAUUAUUUGCCCGGCGACACAUUCAUUUCUCUUCUAUGGCUGUCCUGUUAUCUUUUUAUUAAAUGUGACUGUUUCCGUUCUGGUAUUUUUUCUGUUUUGUUUUGUUUGUUUUUUCUCUCUUCAAAUGUAUUGUUUCCAAUGUGACUAUUGCUUGUGUCAUAUUUUUGAUUGAUAGCAAUAUUCAAAUGAAGAAAAGGUAAAUCAUUUGUCAUCUCAGUUCACAAUUUCUGUGCUGUAAUAAGAACAAGGUACCAAAUAAGAUCAUUAAUGUUCAUCCCUGCAUUGCAGUUGGUAAACAAUACAUGGUGUUAAGAGUCUCUGACUGGGCUGUAAUUUAUGUUUCAGGCUGUUGUGCUAUCUAAGAGAAUUGUUAAGAAAAGACACUUUUAUAUUGCCAUCAUUACUCAUGUUAAUGUAAAUACUUUCAUCUUCACCUUUUUUCUGCAUUUUACUAAGUAAAGAUCCACCCUUUUAUGAGUGGGA
Messenger RNA from Engraulis encrasicolus (European anchovy), 7260 nucleotides. It is a transcript of the gene ccdc120a, whose product is annotated as coiled-coil domain containing 120a. The record is from RefSeq and is a predicted model, not a curated record. The coding region runs from base 464 to 2860 and encodes 798 amino acids. The transcript is spliced from 11 exons. Lineage: Eukaryota; Metazoa; Chordata; Actinopteri; Clupeiformes; Engraulidae.